AUGAAUCAACAAAAUGUACCAACAAAUGAAAAUGCGACAAGUCAUCAUGUUCAACAUCAGGCUCAUGAUAACGACAAUCGUUUCUCAGUACCAAAUCGGAUUUCACUUCGCACAGUUCCAAUAAUAGUGAAAAAUGGAAGUAAACAGUUGACUGUAAAUGCACUGUUGGACGAUGGCAGUUCAAAAUCAUACAUUAAUGCAGAUGUAGCUGCAGAAUUAGGAUUAGACAUAGUAUCUAAUGCACAGUUGAUAACGGUAAAUGUUACGAAUGGUAGAAAAGAAACUUUUGAAACUGCACCUGUGAAAUUUCAUAUUGAAGGCUUGAAUGAUCAAGUGAAAAUGGGAAUGGAGGCUACAACAACAACUUGUGUAACAGGAAAUCUCAGAACAGUAGACUGGAAUAAACAAUCUGGACAGUUUAAACAUCUAAAUGAUGUAAAUAUCGAAAAAUCGAUAGAAAAAUUCUGGGAAAUAGAACACAUUUCACAAAAAGGAAGUACCAUGUCAGUCGAAGACGAAUCCAUUGUGAAACAAGUAAAAUCUACGAUAACAUGUAGUGAAGGACAUUAUCAAGUAUCCAUUCCAUGGAAUGAGAAAAAGCCGUCUCUGAAAAAUAACUAUGAAAUGGCAUUACAGAGAUUAAGAAACACAGAAAAGAAAAUAGAGAAAGAUCCAGUUGUGAAAGAAGCAUAUGAAACCACACUACAGAAAUAUCAAAAUAAAGGUUAUAUAACGGAAGUUAACCCGAAUGAAAGUUUCAAUGACAGUGAGUGGUAUUUACCACAUUUUCCGGUAGUUAAACUGGAUCGAGAGACAACUAAAGUCCGUAUUGUUUUCGAUGCAGCAGCAAAAUCAGAGGGAUUAAGUCUAAAUGAGGCGAUAUAUCAGGGACCAAAGUUGCAGAAUGAAUUAUUUGAUGUAUUGUUGAGAUUUAGAAGUCAGCCCAUAGCAAUUAUGUGUGAUAUUGAAGAGAUGUACUUACGUGUAGGAAUUAACCCUAUUGACAGAUCAUAUCACAGGUUUCUUUGGAAUUCUUCAACACCAAUUCGGUAUGAAUUCAAAACACUGGUGUUUGGAGUUAAUGCAUCACCAUUUCUAGCCCAAUAUGUUUCUAGACAUAAUGCUGAAUUACAUAAAGAAGAAUAUCCACGAGCUGCAGAAACGGUCUUUAGUUCAACAUACAUGGAUGAUAGUAUGGAUUCUGUGUCUACCGUAGUAGAAGGUAUUGAAUUGUAUUAUCAGCUAUCAGAACUUUGGGCGAAAGCAAACAUGUAUGCAAGAAAAUGGCUGUCAAAUUCGGCUGAUGUACUAGAAAAAAUCCCCACUGAGCAUAGAGCUUCUAAAGUUGAACUGGACAAAAAUGACUUGCCAACUGUAAAAACACUUGGUGUAACAUGGUUAGCUAAUGAAGAUUGUUUUAUUUUCAAUGUGCAAGAGUCGGAUAACUAUACAACAUUGACAAAGAGAACAAUUCUAAGAAAAAUAGGGACUAUAUUUGAUCCACAUGGUUUUGUUGCACCAUAUAUCGUGCGAGCAAAGAUUCUGAUGCAGGAAUUAUGGUUAGCUGGAUUUGAUUGGGAUGAAAUUGUUCCAAAUGAAAUGAAUGAAACAUUUUUGAGGUGGCUAUCUGAAUUGAAAGAACUUAAACAAAUCAAAAUACCAAGAUGUAUAAGACAUGAAAGCUAUGUUCAGCCAAAAAGAGUAACAUUACAUGCAUUCGGUGAUGCAUCAGAAAAAGCUUACGGUUCAGUAGUGUAUGCUCGCUGUGAAGAUUCUGACAAUAACAUUUCGGUUAGACUCGUUGCAGCAAAAAGUAGAGUAGCACCGGUUAAGACGAUAAGUAUUCCUAGAUUAGAGCUUUUGGCAGCUGUUCUGUGCUUGAAACUUACAUUGUCAAUUUGUGCUGCACUGAACAUUUGUAUUAACAAUUGCACAUUUUGGACAGAUAGUAUGAAUGUUUUACAUUGGAUACGAAAUAGAAGCACAAUUUUCAAACCAUUUGUUGCUAAUAGAAUUGGAGAGAUUCAGUAUCAUUCAAAUCCUAUACAAUGGCGACAUGUACAAGGAAAACAAAAUCCGGCUGACAUUUUAAGUAGAGGAUGUUCAAUAUCUUAUUUAGAAACGAACGAAUUGUGGUGGAACGCACCUGAAUUUCUGAAGAAAAAUGAAUGCGAAUGGCCAAAAAGUAAAGUUGAAUUUUCACAUGAGAACAGUUAA
Mercenaria mercenaria is the source of this 2217-nucleotide messenger RNA. RefSeq lists its product as uncharacterized. NCBI's taxonomy places the organism in Eukaryota, Metazoa, Mollusca, Bivalvia, Venerida, Veneridae. Bases 1 to 2217 code for a protein of 738 amino acids. The record is from RefSeq and is a predicted model, not a curated record. The transcript is spliced from 2 exons.